CGCACCGCACCCCACGACACACUGACUAACACGCCUGCUAGUCUCAGCUCAAUAAUUAACUCCACUGUUCAUGGCCGCCCCAGCUGCGGGCCCGGCGAUGGCCGUCGCCGGUGCUCUGCUAGUACUAGCAGCCGCCGUGCUCUGCUCGCCGGCGGUGGCGGGUGAGGCCGAGCUCAGCACCGGGAGCAGUACUCGGCGCCAGGUGGUCCCGGCGAUCUACGUGUUCGGCGACUCGCUCUUGGACGACGGCAACAACGACUUCCUGCCGCCGGCGCCCAAGUCGGUGCCCCCGAACGGCGUCGACCUCCCGCGCGGGGUCGCCCGGCGGACCGGGCGCUUCACCAACGGCUACAACCUCGCCGACAUCAUCGCACAGCAUCUGGGAUUCAAGAUGGGCCCGCCCGCUUACCUCUCGCUGACGUCAUUAUCAAGCCUCGAUCUCCUUCGAGGCCGAGUUGGCGCCAACUACGCUUCCGGUGGAUCUGGCAUUCUAGAUACCACUGGGAACGGGACGAUCACCCUGCGUGAACAAGUCCAGCUGUUCGUACAGACCAAGGCCAGAAUCAUCCGGGCUGGCCUGGUGUGCCGCGAGAGGCUCGAUCGCCGGCUGGGCCGGUCCCUGUUCGUCACCGGCACCGGAGGCAACGACUUGGUUACGUUCGGCAAAGGCGGCGUCCCCAAGAGCGAGGCGCCGGAGUUCAUCGCCGGCAUGGUCGCCAAUUACAUCAAGCACAUCAACGAGUUGUACAAGCUAGGAGUAAGGAGGUUGGCCAUCCUCGACACGGUGCCCGUCGGGUGCCUGCCGAGCCGGCGAGCCACCACGGCCAACGGCGAGUGCGACGCCGGCGUCAACUCUCUGUCGCGGAUGUUCAACGCCCUCCUCCGUGUCGAGAUGGCCAAAGCCGUCGCGGAAUCCAUGCCGGGCUUGAAGUACUCCAUCGCCAGCCUCUACAACAUCCUCUCCGACAUGAUCGCCAACCCAACGAUGGCCGGACUGCGUGAGGUGGAGAUCGGAUGCUGCGGCGGAGGCAAGUUUAACGGCGAGGUGGACUGCACCGCAGGCGCGAGUCUAUGCGCGGACCGCGACGAGUACCUGUUCUGGGACAGGGCGCACGGCACGCAGGCGGCCUACCGCCGCGCCGGCCUCGCCUUCUUCUACGGCCCCGCAAGAGACGCCGAUCCUAUCAACCUCGACCAGCUGGUCCGAGAGCCGUCCAUGGCGCCGGCUGCCUACUCCGCCAUCUAAUGGUGUUGGUCCUUCUAAAAUAGAAUUUCUAAUGGUGCCCUUGGACACAGGCGUCAAGACUUGACAGACGCAGUGGCGGAGCUAGAACAAAGUCACAAUGGUCCAAAUAUAUAUAUAGCGUAUAUAAUUUUUUCAAGCUAUAUUGUAUUAAAUAAAAAUAUUUUUAGUAGCUUAUAAUAUUAUAAUUCAAUGUAAGUGAUGGGAUGUACAAUGAUAAAAAAUAGUAAUUAAAUAAAAUCUCAUCGUCAGCUCGUGACGCAUCAUACACUCA
This is a messenger RNA of Phragmites australis (common reed), 1517 nucleotides long. Its product is annotated as GDSL esterase/lipase At5g33370-like. The record is from RefSeq and is a predicted model, not a curated record. The transcript is spliced from 5 exons. Gene Ontology annotation, molecular function: hydrolase activity, acting on ester bonds. The coding region runs from base 71 to 1246 and encodes 391 amino acids. NCBI's taxonomy places the organism in Eukaryota, Viridiplantae, Streptophyta, Magnoliopsida, Poales, Poaceae.